This is a messenger RNA of Glycine soja, 1619 nucleotides long. Its product is annotated as transcription factor AS1-like. NCBI's taxonomy places the organism in Eukaryota, Viridiplantae, Streptophyta, Magnoliopsida, Fabales, Fabaceae. Bases 309 to 1382 code for a protein of 357 amino acids. The record is from RefSeq and is a predicted model, not a curated record. The transcript has 2 exons.
UACUCCAACACUCUCUCUCCAACCUCGGUUUCCACUUUCUCUCUGUUUAAGAAGGAACCCACCACUUCUUCAACUUGGUGCCGUUUAUUCAUGGACCAGAAGAAUACAUCAUAGCUUCUUUCUCAUUUCACACACACAAGAACCUUGGUGAGCAUUUCUUCUUCGUGUUAUUUUGGUUGUUAACCAUCUGGGGUGCCUCCAUUUUUUACGUGACGUGUAGGAACCAUUUGGGGUGCUAUGCUAUGCUACCUAAGACAUCAUGAAGAUUUCAAGUUCCAAGCAAUUGGCUGUGGGAUUUGCACUUGGAAAUGAAGGAUAGGCAACGUUGGAGAGCUGAAGAGGAUGCUUUACUUCGUGCAUAUGUCAAACAGUAUGGUCCUAGGGAAUGGAAUCUCGUGUCUCAGCGCAUGAACACACCUCUUAACAGGGAUGCCAAGUCAUGCUUAGAAAGGUGGAAGAACUACCUCAAACCCGGCAUUAAAAAAGGAUCUCUUACUGAGGAAGAGCAGCGUCUAGUCAUCAAUCUUCAAGCAACGCACGGGAACAAGUGGAAGAAAAUUGCAGCACAAGUCCCUGGUCGCACUGCGAAGAGGUUAGGGAAGUGGUGGGAAGUGUUCAAAGAGAAGCAGCAAAGGGAAACCAAGGGGAAUAGCUGCACUAUUGACCCAAUUAGCGAUAGCAAGUACGAGCAUAUCCUUGAGAGUUUUGCAGAGAAACUAGUGAAAGAAAGGCCUUCACCAUCAUUUGUUAUGGCUACUUCUAACAGUUCUUUUCUGCACGCUGAUGCACCGGCUCCUCCACCGGCCUUGCUUCCAUCUUGGCUUUCCAAUUCCAAUGGCACUGCACCUGUGAGGCCACCUUCCCCUUCUGUGACUCUUAGUCUUUCUCCCUCGACGGUGGCAGCGCCUCCUCCAUGGUUGCAGCCCCCUGUGAGAGGACCGGACAAUGCUGCUCCUCUUGUUUUGGGGAAUGUGGCGCCUCACGGGGCAGUUCUAGCAUUUGGUGAGAACAUGGUGAUGUCUGAGUUGGUGGAGUGCUGCAAGGAGUUGGAUGAAGUGCAUCAUGCUUUGGCCGGACAUAAGAAGGAGGCGGCAUGGCGGUUAAGUAGGGUGGAGCUGCAGUUGGAGUCCGAGAAGGCCGGCCGAAGGAGGGAGAAGAUGGAGGAAAUUGAAGCGAAGAUCAAAGCUCUGAGAGAGGAGCAAACAGCUGCAUUGGAUAGAAUUGAAGCAGAAUAUAGGGAGCAGUUGGCAGGGUUGAGAAGAGAUGCAGAAAGCAAGGAGCAGAAGUUGGCUGAACAAUGGGCUGCAAAACACUUGCGCCUUACUAAGUUUCUAGAACAGGUAGGGUGCAGAUCAAGGCUCACUGAACCAAAUGGAAGAUAGAGUGACACCAUUCACAAUUGGGAAAUCUAGUUUGCUUUUACUUAUUAUGUCUUGAAUUUAUAUGAUAUGAACUUUAUAGUCAUAGUAGUUUUGUUCCUGUCAUUAUUCUGAAAAAUGUUGUUACAUAUGGUUAUUAAUAUCCCUAUCUUUUCAUACAACUUGAGGACUUGCAUUAGUGGUUGGUGUAUGUUUACAUAUAACGUCCUUUAUGAAUAUGAACUUUUGUUAUUAUUCAAA